This is a messenger RNA of Protopolystoma xenopodis, 447 nucleotides long. NCBI's taxonomy places the organism in Eukaryota, Metazoa, Platyhelminthes, Monogenea, Polystomatidea, Polystomatidae. The record is from the annotation of a GenBank genome assembly.
AUGGUUGUAUCUACUCGAGAGUUCGAUGCAUCUGCCCAUCUCGAUAUUCCUUCCAGAUAUGGAUAUGCCAAAAACUCCGGCUUCGCAGACCUCCUUGCCAUCAGUUUGGCGUCCAGUUUUCAGAAGAUCCGACAAAUCGUCUCCCGGUGCCCCGGCUGUGUCGUCAACACCACCGAAGAAGGAAUGGCCAAGGUGCUCACUGUAAGCUACAUCACUCGGACAUCCACUUGCACAAGGCCCCGACUCUUGGCCUCGUUGAGGCUACCGGUCUUUUUCGAUCCAAAAGAGAAGUCAAAGAACCUCACUUUGCAUUAUUUUGUCGUGACCUGCCGUUCCUUUGUGCUACUCAAACAGUACAGCCUGCCUCAACAAGACUUGUUGGCCGCCCACUCAGCCGACAGACGUUGUCAAGAUGUAACUAGGCGUGAAGUUGAACCGGCUCGUUGA